Cucurbita pepo subsp. pepo (vegetable marrow) is the source of this 1361-nucleotide messenger RNA. RefSeq names its product cysteine synthase C1 (gene CYSC1). The record is from RefSeq and is a predicted model, not a curated record. Gene Ontology annotation, molecular function: cysteine synthase activity. Lineage: Eukaryota; Viridiplantae; Streptophyta; Magnoliopsida; Cucurbitales; Cucurbitaceae.
GAGCGAAAGGAAGGAUAUCGAGUACAAAAGGCGGAAGAAGCCAUUGGCGAGCAUCACUCCCAAUUUCUUCCUCUAAUUUCAUCUCCUCUCUGUAAUUUUCCAUCUCUCUAGGGCUCUACUUCUUCCAAUUUCUCAAAGAAGCAGAUUCCAGCAAUCCACAUCAAUGGCGAGCGCCGCGUCGAGGAGUUUGAUGAAGCAGAGGGCGGCGAUUUCAUCCGGCGCUUGUUCGUCGAUGAGGAAACUAUUCUCCACUCAAACGGUUCAAGAUUCUUCUUCUUUUGCUCAGAGACUCAGAGAUCUGCCGAAGGAUCUUCCUGGAACAAGCAUCAGACGAGAUGCUGCUCAUCUGAUUGGGAAAACUCCAAUUGUAUAUCUUAACAAAGUCAGUGAGGGGUGUGGAGGUUAUGUAGCUGUGAAGCAAGAAAUGAUGCAGCCUACUUCCAGCAUCAAAGACAGACCGGCUUUCGCGAUGAUCGCCGAUGCCGAAAAGAAAGGUUUGAUUACUCCUGGAAAGACGACUUUGAUCGAGCCAACGUCGGGAAACAUGGGAAUUAGUAUGGCCUUUAUGGCUACCAUGAAAGGCUACAAAAUGGUUCUGACCAUGCCUUCUUAUACAAGCUUGGAAAGAAGAGUUACAAUGAGAGCAUUUGGAGCUGAGUUGAUUGUCACUGACCCUACUAAAGGCAUGGGAGGUACUGUCAAAAAGGCUUAUGAUCUUUUGGAAUCAACACCUGAUGGCUUCAUGCUCCAACAGUUCUCAAACCCUGCCAAUACUCAGGUGCAUUUUGAUACGACUGGCCCUGAGAUAUGGGAGGACACAAAUGGACAAGUUGACAUUUUUGUAAUGGGAAUAGGCAGUGGAGGGACUGUCUCUGGAGUGGGACAGUAUCUGAAAUCUCGAAAUCCCAAUGUUAAGAUUUAUGGAGUGGAGCCUGCUGAAAGUAAUGUACUGAAUGGUGGUAAACCAGGUCCUCAUCAUAUUACAGGCAAUGGGGUUGGAUUCAAGCCAGAUAUAUUGGAUAUGGAUGUAAUGGAUAAAGUUCUUGAAGUAAGCAGUGAAGAUGCUGUAAAUAUGGCUAGGGAACUGGCUGUGAAGGAAGGACUAAUGGUCGGGAUAUCGUCCGGGGCCAAUACGGUCGCUGCGCUCAGGCUUGCGAGAUUACCCGAAAACAAAGGCAAACUUAUUGUGACAAUUCAUCCAAGUUUUGGGGAGAGAUAUUUGUCGUCUGUGCUGUUCCAAGAACUGAGGAAAGAAGCUGAGAACAUGCAGCCCGUCUCAGUUGACUAAAGCUGAAUCCAAUCGUUUCCAGUGUGAACAAUAAAAUUUUAUCCAAUCUUAUGUUCGAUGAAUGUUUAGUUCA